This is a messenger RNA of Kluyveromyces lactis, 780 nucleotides long. RefSeq names its product Thp2p (gene THP2). Gene Ontology annotation, biological process: mRNA export from nucleus; transcription elongation by RNA polymerase II. Gene Ontology annotation, cellular component: nucleoplasmic THO complex. Bases 1 to 780 code for a protein of 259 amino acids. The record is from RefSeq and is a predicted model, not a curated record. Lineage: Eukaryota; Fungi; Ascomycota; Saccharomycetes; Saccharomycetales; Saccharomycetaceae. The transcript has a single exon.
AUGAGUAACAUCUAUUUAGAUAAACUGGAUGAGCAAGAAGAUCAGAUGCGUGUUACGCAUACUGUUGCAACUGAUAUCAUAAACAGCCUCGAAGAGCUAGUUGGCGCAUUAGAAAGGGAGGAGACAACUGAAGGAUUAGAAACUCUAAAGGUACUUAAAAGCAAGAACGAUGAGUUACUAAAAAGUAUUGCAGUGACAAGAGUGUUGCAAAUUAAUUCUAGUGAGAUUCGUGCAAACUUGAUGAAAGAUCCAGAUUUGACAGCAAGUAAAAUAUUUUUAUCUUCUGAUGACAGAGACGAUCCGAAUAACCUAUUCAACUACUUUGAAGAGACGAAAGGGUUGCACGAAGCGUGGAUGCGCCAUUUGUCACUUGUAGCAAACUUAUCUGACGAUCUAGUACAUAAAUUGGAGAGCAGCGACGAAAGUAACAAGGUACUGGUAAAUAAAAACCCACUUCCUGCAGUACUCAAAGAAACUGUAAAACAGUACGAAGAAAUAGGUGAUGAGCAGCAGCGUAUUGAAAAUAUUAGGGCGAAACUUUUCCAAUACUUGGAUGAGAUUAAGGCGGGAAGAGCAAAAUACGCUUUAGAAAACAAAUAUAUAUUGAAUUCAACCCUGCAACAAAUCACAAAAGAGGUUUCUGAAUGGUCUCAGAGAUGGACCCACAUUGAAAACUCACUAUUUGGUGACUCUCCAACUUCUUUAAAGAAAUUGGUACAGAAGGCAGAGAACAUCAAAGAGCUGUUGACCGUAGAGUCGACUGAUUACCAAAUGGAAUAA